Syngnathus acus (greater pipefish) is the source of this 6210-nucleotide messenger RNA. RefSeq names its product coiled-coil domain-containing protein 180-like. The record is from RefSeq and is a predicted model, not a curated record. Lineage: Eukaryota; Metazoa; Chordata; Actinopteri; Syngnathiformes; Syngnathidae.
UUUGGCAAAGCAUGAUGGCCGACGAUGUCGUCUGGCCGUUUGUUUCAACGUACUUUGCACACGCCGGUCUUGUGCCCCGGCGAUGGCGUUUGUCCUUAGCCGCCGCCCCGCUUGCGGUCGCGAGUGGACUCGUUUCAUUUCUCAUACAGUACUGCGGAAAAGUCUCAGGCCAUCGCCGGGUUGGUUCGUCUUCUCGAAUUGUCAAACGUGAACUCGUAGGACGCACAAAACCUUGGAGAGGGAUGGACCGAGAAGGGGGAAAAAAAAAACAUUCAACGGACAACUAAGAUUUCUCAUUACUCUUUGGCAAUGAUGGGGUUUAUUGUUACAAGUCAAUCAUUGGAGUCCGAAUCCUUUUGGCACCUGUUUCGCAUCCUCCGUGAACCAGACGCCAACUUGCUGACUAACAAGUAGACGGAGCAACGGACGCAAAUGCAAAGCUGUGCAAAUUGUGUUUUGCAGCCCAUCCUUGCCUGAGUUCUGCAAUUUUUUUGGACCCCAACCGUUAUGGCACUGGCAAGACAACAAAUGGAAAUGGCGGCCUAAAACUUUUGCACAGCACUGUAUAAGAUGUCCACGGGCGCAUAUUUUUUUCCUCGGCAAAAAAAAAACAAAGCCUGAAGUCUUUCAUCAAAUGUCCGCGCUUCAUCAGCAUGUGCGCGCCGCACUGUUCCUUGGCGGCCAAGGCCAGCACAAGACAAUACCGUAGCUUCUUGCAAUCAGAGGAGCUCUGAAAAUGCUAGGGCAGAAAUCGAGUGGCGUCGGUGCGUCCCAUCCAGGCAGUAAGGAGCUUGGACCUGCUCUGACUUUCUAGCCGGCCGGCCUCCCUCCCUCCUUAAGAUGAGCCGAUCCACUCGGAGCUACGCGUGGUUUUCGCCUUUUCAAACAUAAACGGGAAAGCGUUCUGACGUAUGCAUGUAGUAUAGGAUUCCAAUGAUGUGUUUUGCACUGUCUACAUAAAAAUGUGAAAAAAAUGUAUAUGCUAGCUAGCUAACCUUUGCCUGCUAACAUUUUUAUAUUUUGUGAAAACUAACUAUUGUAGCAAGGCGCUAGCCUUUAGCUCUGCGAGUGGCGUCAUCGUGAUUGACCGACCUCAAGGGAAAAGCGCCAGUGUUGUUAGCACUGACACGCUAAUGCCACGCGUGCCGUCCGUCUUUGAGUGAUGUCACGUAUGAAUCGUCUUGUUUUUGUUUUUACAUUUCCCGUCUUGAAACGUGUGCACAGUGACUGUAAACGACUUGUGCUGACGUGAGAAUUGCAACCUUCUGACCGUAUCAAUCGUUUUCCUGCCCAAAUAAAAGUUUGUGACCGUGAGAAAAGCCACGUGAACCUGUGCGAUGACGCUUGUUUUGGCGUGCAAAGCAAUGAAGUUAGCUAUUUUUGACUUGUUUUCCCCACAGCGACUGCAUAUUGCCUUUCUCUUUCUUAUCCAAUGUCAUGACUUGCCCUGUUAAGGUGUUGAAGUUUCAUAUUUGCAGUGUAAAAUCUUCAAAUGAAUGGGACCAACCAAUUUGUUGCUCUGUUUCAAUCAUUCUUGUUUGGUCUGGAUGACGGAAGUUCUUUGAACCCCGACGACGUUCGAACGACAAGACUGCAAAGACCUUUUGAGGAAAUCACCUCGAGACCACAUCUUCCCGAUUUCCUUGAUUCCAUUUUAUAAAUGUGAACUGAGCAACGUUGCACCUUAUGACACGUCUAAAAAAAUCCUUUCGCCCUCCAAUGCCUUGACGUCACGCCUACGUGACAUCCCCCUGGCCAGCGCGCGGGCGACGGAGCGCGUUCCAAGCCGACGACACUCGCGCGCGUCUGUGCGUGCGCGCCCUCUGUUGGUCAAACACCUGUUGUUUCUAUGGAGACGGUAACAAACGCACCCAUGUCGAAGGCGCGUUUGAGGUCGUCCACGCAGCAAGUUCGGGUCCGAAUUGGUUGUGUGUAAAAAAAAAAAAAAAAGAAAUUUGUAUUUUUUUGGGGCUCACGCAGAUGACGUCACUCAAGCGGCAGCGUUUGCAGCAGGCUGGCGUUAGCAUGUCGGAGAGCCGCGUGGUUCCGAGCGGCAAUGUUUACCAGCAGCUCUUUGGUGAUCAGGUUCGUCUGUCCAAAAGUUUGUUGGCUGCGCGCAAACACACGGCGACGACGCGUGUGCGUGCUGCCGACUGUGACACACCGUGCAGCGCUAAAAGCAGGGAGCAUCCCGGCGCCGAGGAUAACGCUGGCCGAGAGGAUGACGGUGAAGGCGACGCGGAGGCGGUGGUCAGGCUUCCCGACGCCGUGGAGGCCCGGCACCAGUCGUGCGACAUCCUGCAGCGCGUCCACCAGAACAAGAAGAUCCAACACCAGGAAGCUGUGCGCCAUGUGCACGCGCAACUCACACACCUGGCGCAGUUGUGCGAGGAGCAAGUGAGGACCCACAGCGUGCAACUGAGGACCAAGCUGCAAAGGAUCGAUGCCUCUUUGCACAAGCUGGCGCAGGACAUGACGCACGUGCAGCAACGCAGCCUGCAGGAGGUGUUGUGCGUGUGGAGCUCGGUGGAGGCUCACAUGAAGGAGAAAAAGUCCAGCGUGUUGACCUUUGAACUGCAAGUCAACCAGUGUGAGCGACUGCGAGUCAACAAGAUCAGACCUGUUCUGCGGAGGUACUGCCACCUGCUGGAGAAGAUCAACUUCCUGCCUUGCACCAACACGCAUAUGCACAUCCACAGCCAGGCCACGAUGCUGAAUCAGUGCCUGCUGGCCAACCGGCGCAGCGCGGCACGCCUCCUGCUGCUGCUGCACGAGGAGGCCCUCCAGCAGGAGGCGCUCUUGCGCUUGCAGUGGGAGGAGUCGGUCAGCCAGUGGAGGCGGAGUCAGGCCGGCCACAUGCUCCAAGAGUUCAGGUUGUCGGUGGCAAGCGUGGACGUGUGGCGUCUGCUGUCGGAGCAGCAGACCUUCCGCGAAGCGGACCAGAACCUGCGGCGGUUGUCCCAGCGACGCUGCGACAUCGUCAAGGGCCUUGGUUCCCUGGCCCCGCCCUCCCUCUCGGCUGCGAUGGUCUCCGAUUGGCUGGCGCAACUGACGGCGGUCAAUCAACAGAUCGACACGUGUCACGCCGACUUCCUUCAUCAGCUGCGUUGUCAUUACGAGCUGAUGUGGCAGGAUCGCGUGUCCCAAGUCAAGCGUUGCCAGGAGGCACUGUCUGCGCUGGAGCUGCCGGAGGAGGAGGUGAGCGAUGUGGUCAAGUCUCAACUCAUCUCUCUGAUCGGACAACACCAGAGACAAGACGAAACGCAGCUGGCCGCCAUCGACACGUGUUCCGACAGCCUGUACCGCGCGUCGGCGCGUCUCAGCAGACGUGUCUUUGUGGUCAUGAGGGCCCUGGCGUCGCUGUGGGAAAAGCACUUCAGCGUCCUGCGGGGGCGAGAGGAGGACGUCCAGCGGCGCUUGGACCAACUGCAACUAACGCACGAGCGACACGUGCAGAGGAAGAAGGUGUUCCUGGACGAGCUCCUGGCCGCGCUUCGUCAGGAGAGCAGCGAAGUGGCCUUGAAGUCGUCGCUGGAGCAAACCAUCAUCUACCUGCGCGACAUCAGGAACAGCUGCUGCGAGUGUGUGACGGACCAGUGCGCCGUGUUGGACCGCCUCCCCCGCACUGUCGCCGAUGAGCUUCUGGAGUCGGCCGACUCCCUUGGCAACUUCUUCCGCCUCUUCGCCUCCUUUGCUCCUAGUGCAGAAGACCUGAAGAAGCUGCCGCCAGUCAGUGACGUCAUCGCCAGCGACACUCAAGAGGGUCGUCAAGAGGGCGGGACGAGAGAGGAGGAAGAGCCAAUCGGCUGUCGGGAUGACGCGGCACACGAGGAGAUUUCCGAUUCGCUGGCCGAGGCUGAGUCGUCUCUUCUGGAGCUGUACGACCUCAGCGGCAAGGUCACCUUCAUGUCGUCUGGGGGCGUGUCCUACUCUGGCCCCGCCUUCAGAUGCCCCGGCUCCGACCUGCCCGGCAACAUGAGCAAGCAACAGGAAACGCACCUGAGCGUAUUUCCUGUCGAGCUUCUCAUGCACGCGCUCAACAGGAUGCGCAUUUUGUUCCUGGAUUACGUGGAGCGGCGUUUUCAGGACGUCCUGACGUCGGCUGUGGCCACGGUGACGGACAGGAAGGAGGCGGUGCGCGCCUACCACGACUUGCAAAUGCAGCCGCUCGAUCCGCUACACAUCAAGGCGUGCAUCUACAUCCCGCGCAUGGCCGAGCUGCAGCUGCACAAGCAGCGUGUGGACGCUCACUGCCAGGAAGUGUCGGACGUGCUGGCCUCGUGCACGGCAGCCUUGCAGGAGCUGCGGACGGCCAUCAACGAGAAAAACCGGAAGCUGACCGCCACGCUCGGCGAGAUGGAGGACGGCGUCCUCAAAACGGACGGCAGCCAACGUCUGGAGGCCCUUAGCGCCACUCUGCAGGACCGUCUGGACGAGCACAUCAAGCACACUCAGCGCUCGCACUCGUCCUUCCGGGCGGCGCUUCAGCUGCAGAUGGACGAGCUCCGAAACCGGACGGCGCGCCUCCUCAAAUCGUUCAGGCUUUUCAGUGAAGGGGGCGACUACACGCGUCAGGAGGUGAAAACCUUCCAGCGGCGUCUGAAGGAGGAGAGCAAACGCAUCAGUGUCACGGAGGAGAACGUCUACACGGACCUGCACAACCUGCAGACCAAGACCUUGCAGCAGGUGAAGGCGGCGUCCGGGCGUCUGGAGGAGAAGCUGUGCGUGCUGCAGGCCGAGGUCAAGUUCAUCGAGUUGAUCGAGAGGAUCCUCAGCAGCACUCAAGUGGAGGUCAAAGCCGAGGCAGCUAGCAGCAACCAGCAGGAGGCGGUCAUCGGCGCGCGGCUGGAGCAACUCAGGAAAACCCUGGAAGAAGAGCAGGUGAGCGUGGAGCAGGUGUUCGCCUUGUUGUCGGCCAUCGGCGAGGACCUGAGGAGGCGGAGACAAUACUUGAACGAGGAGAGCGCAGCUCCUCCCGCCGUGUCCAAAUCCAGAAAGCAGGUGUGGUCGGCCCCGCCCCUGGCCUUGCUGCAGCCCUGCCGCUCGGGCGGGAACAUCAUGGAAGACCCCAUAGUGGGCGUGGUCAAGUCACUCAACAGGUUCUCUGAAGGUCAAAGCCCCGCCCAGCAGUCAUCGAGACGCAGCGAAUCUGCCGGCGUCGCGAGGUCGUUCAGGACUGACAAAAGGCUCCAGAUCUUUGGCACCAAGUCAGAAGCAGAUCCCAAUCCAGAUUGCUACAUCUCCAUCGUGAACGCCAUACUAAGGAGGACUCAUCAGACCCUUCUGCUGGUUGCCAAGGACUUCUACCAGAGUCAACGCUGCGGCGGCUUCCAUCGACUUCCUGCCGGGCUGGACCAGUGGGUGGAAAACACGCAGCAAAGGCUUCUGGGACAUCACGAAAACUCCCGCUCGCUGCUCAGCGCCAGCAGGGAAGCGCUGGAGCAGCAGCAGUGCGUGUUGGCCGACAUGAUGCAUUUGCUGCCCGCCACCUUGAUCCGUACGCACGAGAAACGGCUGGGGGCGGAGCUGAGGGAAGAGGCGGGGCGAGUCCGCCGCUCCUUUGAGGAAACCAUGGCCGCCAGCGAGGAGGAGAAGAUGGCAAACGUGGCCGGUCUCCGCGUGUCGCUCUCCACCAAUGAGAUGGAAGCACUGAGGCGUGGCGAGGAGGCCCGACAACAGAGACUCCACGACGCUAUCUUGGGCUCGCAUCGGGAACUGCAGGAGUGCAUGAGACGCAGAGCCGAGGAGUUUGUGACGUCACUGGCUUCUCUGACGGAGCACCUCCUCCAUCAGAUGGACCGACUUCCUCUACCAGAAGUGACCUCGCAGCAGAUGUCGGAGGACAGAGAUGUUGCCAUGGAGACCACGCAGCAAUCCUGCAGGAUGUGGCCGGGCAUUCCUCACAUGUCGCUCCCCGCCAACGCCGCAUCCGCCCUGAGCGCCGCAACCACCGUGGCCGUGGCCACCACCAAGUGCACCCUGGGACAUCUGGCAGUCAUCCAGCACAGGGACGCAGCCGCCAAGCGCUUUCAGCAGGUGUUCUCGUCACAAUUGUCGCAUUCCGACGCAGACAAACGAAGACGACUUAACGAACUUCAAAGCUGGAAGACGCACUGGAGGCUACAGUUACACACGCUGACACACUGAACACGGACACACUACAUACACACUGUUGGCUGGAAUAAAGCACAAGAUGGAGCCAAAAACGCA